Molecule: messenger RNA, 915 nt
Organism: Botrytis byssoidea
Lineage: Eukaryota; Fungi; Ascomycota; Leotiomycetes; Helotiales; Sclerotiniaceae
Exons: 1
Coding region: 1-915 (304 amino acids)
Source: RefSeq, a predicted model, not a curated record
AUGGCGCCGUCUAUGAGACAUCAUACUUUGACACUACGGAAUCGCCGCGCAAUGGCAAGCGUGCCCGUAUCUGGUUCCACAACACCAAAUUCAUCCACCUACCCCUCGGCGUACCCAUCUGAUGCUGAAGAUAUCACUCUCGCCGCUCGCAAACUUAAACAACCAUUUCCGUUUCUCUCUCUGCCCUCCGAACUACGAACUAAGAUUUAUGCCCUCAUAUUCGCCCCUUUCCCCUCAAUUAUCGACCUCGACCCUACAACAUUUUCCAUCAUUCAUCGUCAAAAACUCCUCUCUCUAUUCUCUGUCUGCAAACAAAUUUACAAUGAAUCAUCGCACCACUUCUUCUCAACCUAUACUUUCCGUAUCUUCCCUGUCCAUCCAGGUCGCUAUUUCAAGACAAAGAAACCAUUACUCGCGCGUCUGCCAGCCCAAUAUCGCAAUUCCAUCACUACACUUGAACUUCGACUAGGUCCAGGCUGGAAUAGUCCUCCCAGAGGUUGGAUUGUAUCACCUCUACUUGGACUUUCUGAUUGCACAUCCGUUCGUGUUCUAAAAAUAUUUGUGGAAUGCGACCCCUCCGACGCUAUAUUCAAAGGGUUCAGAGCGGGCGAUGGAUUUUAUGAAGGAUUUUGCCAGGAACUAUUAGAAGGAAUAUUUAGGGAUGUAAAGGGAAUACAAACUGUUGAAUUUGAUGCAUUCCCUGGUGUGCAGAGGACUGGAGAUAUGAUGAAUGGAUUACGAGAGGUAGUAGAAAGACAUAAGAAAGUUGUGGGGUGGGGUCCUGAGAGGGGUUGGGGAGUAGAGAAGCCCGGAGAAGUUAAAGAAAGAAUUUGGUUAGAUGCUGUGCUUGUUCAUGGAGUUGGAAGAGCGAGAGUUAUUCCGGCGGGAGUGGAGGCUAUUGUGGCCUUGGCCUGA